Micromonas commoda is the source of this 627-nucleotide messenger RNA. RefSeq lists its product with no specific name. The transcript has a single exon. Lineage: Eukaryota; Viridiplantae; Chlorophyta; Mamiellophyceae; Mamiellales; Mamiellaceae. The coding region runs from base 1 to 627 and encodes 208 amino acids. The record is from RefSeq and is a predicted model, not a curated record.
AUGUCCGCCUCCCUUCGCGCCGCGGCGCCCGUCGCGCGCCCUCGCGCGCCCGUGCGCUUCCGCCGCCGCGCCCCGGCGGUGAUCCGCGCCGCGACGACCGCGGACGCCGACUCCCCGCCGUACCAGGUUGCCGCCCGGAAGGAUCUGUACGAGCUGAGGAUCUACGGCGGUCACUACGUGUGCCGCGCGCCGUACAACAACCGCGAGAAGGGCCUCGCCGCGCUGAUGAGCUACAUCGAGGGGGGUAACGAGGAGUCGAAGACGUUCCCGGCGACCCAGCCGCUGAUCAUGCGGUACGAGUGCGCGCCCGGCACGGAGGACGUGGUGGGCAAGACGAUGGAGCUGUCGCUCGGCGCGGGGGUUGCCGAUCCCCCCGCGAGCGCGGAGCCCGAGGCCGUGGGGGUGGCGGCCGCGGGCGGGGAGCUCGUGGCGGUGGUGGGAUUCGAGGGCGUGGCGACGCCGGAGCUCGCGGGGGAGUACAGGAGGCUGCUGACCGCGGCGAUCCGUUCGGACGGGCUGGAGCUCGCCGAGCCGGAUGGGUUCAGGCUCGCCACGUACGGCCAGCUCUACUCCCUGAAGCCCCGGCUCAACGAGCUCAUGCUCAAGGUGAAGCCCCCGGGGGCGUGA